Molecule: messenger RNA, 1008 nt
Organism: Symbiodinium sp. CCMP2592
Lineage: Eukaryota; Dinophyceae; Suessiales; Symbiodiniaceae
Source: the annotation of a GenBank genome assembly
AUGCUGAGGCUGCAGUACUGCUUCCCAGACACGUACCCCGUGGGCUAUGGCAAGUGCUGCCGCGACCCAGGCAGCCCUUGGUACAAAGCCUUCAUGGAGCCUGCUUGCUGGGACAAAGAGUUUGGCAUCACCUUCGAGAACUGCUGCGUGUUUGAGUAUGGACCACGGCUUCGAGGCCUACCCUUCACCAGCUUUGCGGAACCGUCGGCCCUGGUACACUUCGAUGUUCCGAAAACUGGCCGCCUUCGGUUGAGGUCGGGCUACGAUGUCUUGCAGACAGAGGAGUUUUCCAGUUUCUGGCCCGGUGGUUGGAUCUUUGCACGCUUGUUGGCCGACCUUCAUGGUGCCGUGAGAGACGCUGAGGAAUUCGGAUGGGAGGAGGGCGCGGCGAAGCUUCGACCCAUGGUCGGAGGAGACCUGCAAAUCCUCGAUGUCAGUUGCGGCCUGGGCCUGAGCUCUAUCGCAGCAGCACGAGCUGGACACAACGUGACAUCGACCGAGAUCUCUCAGAAGGUGCUACGACUCCUCGGGCAAAAUGCCCAGCGCAACGGCGUCCAGCUGCGCCUUUGGCGUUGGAAUCUGCUGGCUGAGAUUGUGCCAGCAUUUCCGAAGUCUGGGUAUCACCUGUGCUUGCUGGACCUCGGCUGGCUGAAUGCGAAAGACCGGGCAAUGCAGCUGAUGAAUGGUCGGGGGAUCUCUGUCUCCCUGGAGGAGGAGUGGCCAAGUGUAGAAAGUGUCUUGAGAAAGACUCUGGAAACACUGGGGAAACUUGGUGGCUGUCAGCUUCACGCGUUCAUUGGGCGAACGAAAUCUGGCGAUGCGGUUGUGUUGGAGGCAGCUGAGGUGGAAUUCGACACCAAGACCCGGGAGUUGCUGCGUGCCUUGGAUGCUUUGGACGCUGUGUUUGGAACUUCUGCUGGUGUGAGCGCUGUCACGGUGAGUCCGCUGGGCUGGCUGGAGAACGUAGGAUGGACGCCUCCCAUUUGGCACCACCUCAUCCUCUGGUAG